Molecule: messenger RNA, 2174 nt
Organism: Cercospora beticola
Lineage: Eukaryota; Fungi; Ascomycota; Dothideomycetes; Mycosphaerellales; Mycosphaerellaceae
Gene: THP3
Product: Thp3p
Cellular component (GO): nucleus
Source: RefSeq, a predicted model, not a curated record
GCCUCGACUGCAUCGCCCGUUGCCCACACCCGCCCCGCGACUGCAGACGACGACUUGGAACGCUAUAACACUGCAGCUUUCUCCGCACCAACCUUCCCUUUCCUCCAUCACACUCUCCUCUAGCGACAUCCACUCCCGCGAGCGACGUUCUGUUCCAGCCACCUCGGCAGAUUGCUUUGUGCCGUCGCAAUCUUGUCUCGAGUCCGCCCUCAUAGUCCACACGUCGCCAGCUUCACCACCGUAGAGAACGCGCUCGGCGAUGGCAGUGCAACCCGCGUACACGUCCGUGGCGGCGCGGCGGACGCUUGGUAGCGAGCCGACAGUCUCAGAGGCGAAGCCGAACUUGAACUUCCCUCCUGCGCUCAAAGCCUGGGUGGGGCGUGCCUUUUUCGAGUAUAACAAACUCAAGACGGAGCCCGCCUACGCUGGCAUCAGCGACGACCACAUCAAACAAAAGUUAUCCGCCACCAUCAGAGAGACUCAGCAGAACGGGACCAUGCACGAACGCGACUGGUCAUCAUAUCCCCUGCCUCACCAGUUGAUAUUGGAAGAGCGCCAGCAAGCCGCCAUGUACAUGGCGCAGAACUCGUUACUAGCUAACCUGCAUUCCGACCUCGGAGCAUAUGGCAUCACGUCGUCUGGCGUGAAUGGCAGGAAGAGGAAGUCGCCCGACCAGGAGAUGACUGAUUCGAACGGCCGCCCCGUGACUCCACCAUGGAAGAAGUCGAACACCAAGAGUAUAGCCGACAGGAUCACCGGCCAGAGUAAGAAGCAGGAGAAGAAGAACAAGAACAGCGCGAAGAACGGCAGGUUUGACAACAGCGAAGCGGCGCUCGAGAGGCGCCGUCAGCGCUUUGGCAACAUUUCACCCACAUCUUCGCCGCCUCAUUCUCGUGAUGAUUCUCCUGCAGUGAUCGCGAGUUCCGGACCCAUUGUCGGCACCUGUGAGGUGCUAGAGAAGCGAUAUUUCAGAUUGACAGCUCCUCCUAACCCAAACACCGUGCGGCCCCUUGCCCUCCUGGAGCAAGCCCUUGAACAUGUCAUUGCCAGAUGGAAGGAUACCAAAGACUAUACAUAUGUCUGUGAUCAACUGAAGGCCAUUCGGCAGGAUCUUACAGUACAACAUCUGAAGAACCAAUUUACAGUUCGAGUUUACGAGGUGCACGCGCGGAUCGCACUGGAGAAGAAGGACCUGGGUGAGUACAAUCAGUGUCAGACUCAGCUUCGAGCUCUGUACAAGAUGAAGCUGGGGGAGAACGGCGGCAGUGGUGGCAACCAGGAUGAGUUCACGGCGUAUCGUAUUUUGUACUUGAUUUACACGCGCAACCGGACCGACAUGAACAACAUGUUGGCGGAUCUAACCACAGCAGACAAGAAAGGGCCCUUUGUGCGUUUUGCGUUGAACGUUCGAGAAGCAUUGGCUGCUGGCAACUACCACAGAUUCUUCAAGCUUUACAAAGAAGCACACGACUGGCGCAUGGCGCCAUCCUUGAUGGACAUGUUCGUCGAGAGGGAACGCGUCAUUGCAAUGGCCGCCAUGUCCAAGGCGUACAAGCCCGAUGUAAGCGCCAAAUUUAUCACCGAGGAACUACAUUUCGAAGAAGACGAAUCGGAAUCAGUUUUCGAGGCCGAUCACAUUCAAGCAUGCAUCGAUUUCAUCAAGCGCCACGGCGGACAAGAUCUCUUGCAAGAAAAGGAUGGCGACGUCCGGGUCUCCACAAGCAAAGCGUACGGCUUGUUCGAAAAAGCAAGACAGUCUGCGUUUGGAGUUGUCGACAUCAAGGGCCAGAUAUGAACCCCUCCCCUUUGCUGCGCACGCCUUCUUCUUUGCUAUCACUGCUCGCUGUCACACUAACUUCCACUAAAGCGACACCGCGAGGCGGGACACGUUCGAGCGGGUAUCUCACAUGCUCAAACGUCCUGGCGCCGGGUAGUCAUGGCAGACCUCACUGCAGCACAUACUUACUUCAAGCCACACCAGACGAAGACCGGCCGCCUGGAAGACGGGGGCAUCAGAGGAAUAGGUGCACAAUGGCGUUUGGAUCCAUGAAAGAUUUGCGAUUGCGUUACUUUCAGUUUUCUGCUUUGAGAUACCACUGCGGCGAGUGUUUUGAGCAUUUCAGGGCAUACAGCCGGGGCAUGGAGGUGGGGUGUUCCUGCGUAAAGAGCUCGAG